Balearica regulorum gibbericeps (East African grey crowned-crane) is the source of this 787-nucleotide messenger RNA. NCBI's taxonomy places the organism in Eukaryota, Metazoa, Chordata, Aves, Gruiformes, Gruidae. The record is from RefSeq and is a predicted model, not a curated record.
CUCCCAGGAGCCAUGUACACAUCCAGGCUCUUCACCCUCGUCCUGGUGGUGCAGCCGCCCCGCGUCCUCCUGGGCAUGACGAAGAGCGGGUUUGGAGCUGGGCUGUGGAACGGCUUUGGGGGGAAGGUGCAGCCAGGGGAGAGCAUCGAGGAGGCUGCUCGCAGGGAGCUCCUGGAAGAGAGCGGACUGACUGUGGACACCUUGCAGAAGAUGGGUCAGAUCACAUUUGAAUUUGUAGGCAAUUCUGAACUCAUGGAAGUUCACAUUUUCCGAGCAGAUCAUUUUCAUGGAGAGCCAACAGAAAGUGAUGAAAUGCGCCCACAGUGGUUUCUGCUGGAUGAAGUGCCAUUCAAUCACAUGUGGGCAGAUGAUAUCUAUUGGUUUCCCCUGCUGCUUCAGAAAAAGCUGUUUCGGGGCUAUUUUAAGUUCCAGGGACAAGACACUAUCCUGGAGCACACCCUGAAAGAAGUGGAGGAAGUUUAAGAAAACAGAAACUCCACCCACGCGCUGCUGCCCACGUUGGGCUAGAACACCAUGAGUGCUACUUCUAAGGGUCGCCUUUCUCAGCUCUCCAGCAAAGGAGACUUGUUUCCCAGGUCACUGGGAAGUAACAAGGGGGUUUCUUAGAGCAGAAAUAAAAGUAACGAGAUUUUCCAUGCUGUGAAGUCCCUGGCUGUGGUAUACUUUAGCAGUUAUGGGAUCACAACUAUUAAAAACUUAGUGUUAACUCUUUUCCUAGCAGGUGAAUAAUUCUUUUGGCUUUUCCCUUGUGGCUGGAAAUGUUUUU